This is a messenger RNA of Symbiodinium pilosum, 6282 nucleotides long. Lineage: Eukaryota; Dinophyceae; Suessiales; Symbiodiniaceae. The record is from the annotation of a GenBank genome assembly.
AUGACGGUAGUCACCUGCAUCGAUGAUCUGCGCCGCCUGCAUCAGCGGCGCGUGCCAAAAAUGUUUUACGACUAUGCUGAGGCGGGCUCCUGGACGGAAGCCACCUUUCGACGAAAUGCCGAGGCCUUUGCUGAACUUGCGCUGCGGCAACGGGUUGCGGUGGACAUCUCUGAGCGUUCAAUAGCCACAGAUAUGCUCGGCGAACGGUGGCGAAUGCCGGUUGGCAUUGCGCCCACCGGACUUGCCGGCAUGCAGCAUGCCGACGGUGAAAUUCUGGGGGCGCAGGCGGCAGAAAAUUUUGGCGUCCCUUUUGUGUUGUCGACCAUGAGCAUCUGUUCCCUGGAAGAGGUUGCCGCGCAUACGCGCAAGCCAUUCUGGUUUCAACUGUAUGUCAUGCGCGAUCGGGCCUUUAUCGAAGCGCUGAUUGAAAGGGCAAAAAAGGCGGGCUGCAGCGCGUUGGUGUUGACCCUGGAUCUGCAGGUGAUCGGUCAACGUCACAAAGACGUAAAGAACAAUAUGACCGCGCCGCCCAAACUGACCCUGGCCAAUCUCAUCAACAUGGCCACCAAACCUGGAUGGUGUCUGGGCAUGUUGAAAACGCCGCGGCACAGCUUUGGCAAUGUGGUGGGACACGCCAAAGGCGUUGAAAAUCUGACUUCUUUAUCUGCGUGGUCGGCAGAACAAUUGGACCCGACGCUCAGUUGGGACGAUGUUGCCUGGGUGAAAUCCAGAUGGGGGGGCAAACUGAUUCUAAAAGGCAUUAUGGACAGCGAAGAUGCAAAAGCGGCGGUGCAAAGUGGUGCGGAUGCAAUUGUCGUUUCCAACCAUGGCGGCCGACAGCUGGAUGGUGCGCCGGCCAGUUUAGAUGUGCUGCCACAGAUUGUGCAGGCGGUUGACAAGCAGGUCGAAGUUUUUCUGGACGGUGGUAUCCGCAGUGGUCAGGAUGUGCUUAAAGCUCUGGCCUCGGGUGCCGAUGGCACUUUCAUUGGCAAAGCGUUUCUCAACGGUCUGGGGGCCAUGGGCGAAGCAGGGGUCACUCGUGUAUUAGAGAUCAUUGCCCAGGAGCUGGAUUUGACCAUGGCUUUCUGUGGGCAUACCGAUAUCAAUCAGGUAGAUUCCACGCCUGCGUUUGUCGACAUGGCGCAUAAAAUCGUCUGGUGCACGGUGGCAACUGUGGAUAAGCAGGGACGGCCUCGCUCACGUGUGCUGCACCCGGUUUGGGAAUGGGAUGGUGAGCAUCUGGUGGGUUGGAUAGCGACUGCGCCAACGCCGACCAAGGUGGGACAUCUGCAGAACAGCAGCUUUGUAUCCUGCAACUACUGGACGCCGGAUCAGGAUACCUGUGUGGCUGAAUGUGCAGCAUCCUGGGUGAUGGACGAUGAAGGUAAAGCGGCAGUCUGGGACAAAGUAGCCAAUGCGCCUGCGCCAGUUGGCUAUGAUCCCGCAAUGAUUCCAGGAUGGGAGAAUUCUCAGUCACCUGGUUUUGCCGGCUUGCGACUUGAUCCCUGGCGAAUUCGCGUUAUGCCCGGGCCAGCCAUGUUGACUGGCGAAGGUAUUCUGGUUGCCCUGUUGACUGGCGCAUCCAAAGGUAUGGGGCAGGCAAUGGCUACCGCGUUGGCCCAACACGGCAGUAAAGUGGUGGUGUCCAGUCGCAAACUGGAUCAAUGUGAGGAAACGGCUGCCCAGAUUAAUGAGCUUUGCGGCGAAGAACGUGCUAUCGCUAUCGCCUGCAACAUUGGCUACAAAGACCAGCUGCAGAACCUGGUUGAUGAAACCCGCAGUCGCCUUGGUCCCAUUGAUACGCUGGUUGCUAAUGCAGGCGUCAACCCGUUUUACGGUUCGAUGUCAGAUAUUCCAGACGAAGCAUUUGACAAGAUUAUGGCCAGCAAUGUGCGCUCGAAUCACUGGCUCUGCCAGAUGGUGGAUGCUUAUCUUGCUCAAGGCUGGCUGCAUGGCCAUAACCGACUCUGGCAGAUGGAGCUGUUCCGUCGUGCCGGAAAAGGGCGCUUAGCAGAAGUAUUGGGUGCGGGUAUGUUGGACACCGAUGCCAAUAUGUUCCGUGCCGGCGUACCCCUGUUGGCGCAGCGGCUGGAAGACAAUGCAUCUGAAGACUUGCGCAGUUUUGUUGCUGCCUACGUUGCAGGUGUGAACCUUUCCAUAGUGGGUGAAGACGCCACACCUUUGGCGCCCGAGUUUCGUCUGGCUGGCUUUAAGCCACAGCCGUGGCAGGUCUCAGACGUGUAUGCCCUGGGCGCGUUGCUGGCAUUUCAGUCAGGCAAUAACUACCGAAACGAGUUACUGCGGUUUGCGCUGGUAAACCAGUUGAAAGACCGUCUCCCCGAUGUAUCUGGGGAGGUUUUCAAUACCUGGACUAAAGUUCUGGGACCUGUGGAUACUCAGUUACCGGAUUUUCCGUACGUCUUUGAUGAACAAGCUUUGCUGGGUUUACUGGCGCAAACUGAUCAUCUGGAGCCACAGUUGCAACCGUUGUUGUCAGCGCCGCGUUUGGGCAGCAAUGGCUGGGUGAUCAGCCCGGAGCGUACUGCUGAAGGAUACGCUCUGUUUGCCUUUGAUUCUCACGAUGCGCUGUCAAUGCCUAAUCUGACUUACGACGUUCAUCUGUUUGUCGGGCCGGAGCAGAUCCGUGGCGCGUCUGUACCCGGUUUGCUGGGCGUUAUUAACGGUUUUAAUGAAUUCAUGGCCUGGGGGUUUACCAAUACCGGCGAUGCUCAGGAUCUGUUUAUUGAGCAGCGCAGUUCCGAGUCCGAGUUACAUUUCAUGGGCCCGCAGGGUGUUUAUGUGGCGCAAACGUCUGAGGUGUUGAUUCCGGUGAAAGAUCAGUCGCCGCACCGGAUAACAGUGGUGACCACGGCCAAUGGUCGUCUGCUCAGCGAAGCCCCGCCGCUUGCGUUGCGGUGGUCUGCACUGGAGGUACCCAAUGCCGGUCUUGACGCGUUGCUGGCGUUAAAUCGCGCAACCAGUUAUACAUCGUUCACUGCCGCGCUGGAUAGUUUCGUUGCGCCCAGUGCAAACACUACCUACGCGGAUAUCAACGGCAGAAUUGCAUUUCGUACCGUCGGCGCGUUGCCGAUCCGUGGUACCGGUGAAGGGUUGCUGCCGAUAGAGGGUGGCGUCGCAGAGCAUGCCUGGCAGGGUAUGAUUCCCAGUAAUGAACUGCCACGUAUCAGCAAUCCCGCCGCUGGUUUUGUUGCUGCGGCAAAUGCGCGUAUACAGCCAGGGCCGCCGCUGAUAUCCGCGGAUAAUUCGCCAGGUUAUCGAAUCGAGCGCAUUCAGUCUGUGCUUAGGAAUACCUCUGCAGCUACCUUUGCAGAUAUGCAGGCGCUCCAGGUGGAUUGGUUUAAUGUUCAGGCGCAGCGUCUGCUGCCGCUGUUAUUGGACGCCGUCGACACAGCCACGCUCGAUGCCCAGGCAAAGCUGAGCUAUAAAACCCUCGAAUCCUGGGCCCUGCAGCCGGAAAAUCUGCCUGAAUUAUCUCAGCCGCUUCUGUUUGCCGCCUGGUACAGGCAUCUUGGGUUGCAGAUUUUUCCGCCGCUGCUUGGUGACGAGCUGACCCAUCGGAUGAUGGACAGCGCCUACGUUUUUAAUCAUGCGUUAGAUGGAUUGUUAAUGCGGUAUGUCGACUCACCCUGGUGGCAGGGCAAACGUAGCGAGCUGAUUACCCGCGCACUGAUCCAGGCGCAGGAAGAGGUUGGCUCGAGACAAAACUGGCAGGAUCAACACCAGGUGUUGAUGCGCCAUGAACUGUCAGGUGCCGUACCUGGACUCGGCGUGCUGCUGGAUGACGGUCCUUUUCCCUGGGGUGGAGGCAACCCAACGGUCGGGCGUGCACGUUACAGUUAUAACCGACCCUAUACAGCAACCGGUGGUGCAACGGCGCGGCUGGUCAUCGCGAUGCAGCAACCCAUGCAGGUGGAGAGCAUCAGUCCAGGCGGGCAGUCUGGUCACUUUAUGAGUGUGCAUUAUGAUGAUCAGACACCACUAUGGAGAACUGACAUGACGCAGCAAUGGAUCGACCCGUAUGCCGGUUUUGAGUACACACCUGAGACGAUCUCAGUCAGCCGUGAACAUCAGCAUGCAAAGCUUAACGCCUGCGGUAUUGAUGCCGAUGUAUUUGCUGAUGAGGUUGAUCCUUCAUUUUUCAUAGGUCUGGCCAUUCACGCGGGUAUCAACAGCGGCAUUACCGCCGAAGGCAACAUCAAUAUGCUGCAGAGUCUGUUGCUUUAUAGAUCACCGAAGCUGGGUGAAGAUCUGCACGUCAAGGGACUGAUUCGUGAGGUCAAGCCGGUACCUCGCGGCCGUACGCUGCAUUCAGAGGUGAGUUUCAGUGACGCCAGUGGGGAGAUUGUGAUUCAGGCCAAUCGUGUGUCUCUGAAACCUGACCCGGAAAGUCAGGCCAGCCGUGGUGCUGGUGAUAAACCAACACCGAUUGUGACCGAUGCAGGCGCGCUGCAGCGGGCAGGCACUUAUCAGCUGACGCCGGACGGAGUGAAAGCCUACAGUUCGGAAGGCAACAGUAUCCAUUAUGAAGAAGCCGCAGCCAUCCGCGCCGGAUUCCGGGCGCCACUGAUUGGUGGGGGUAUGGGGGUACAUUUUCUGAUGGCACAUCUGUGGGCUUCGGGUGCGGAGCGUCGCCCAGCCUCAUUCUCGGCGGAUAUUUAUUUCAGACGGCCGAUUUUCUGGGAUGAGGCUGUGACUGUAGCCGUUGAUCAGACUGCUGCGCCUGGCGUUAUGGCGCUGCUCAAGCCCGACGGCAAGGUGGGUACAGAACUGGCUCUGCACCCACUUCAUAAGCGGCACCAGAGCGCCCGGGAGGCCCUGCUCGCGUGCAGCGGCGUGGUCUUCAAAACGUGUGUAAAAGUGGGUAGCUCAACACCGAACUCGACGUCGGCAAUGGUGGGUGUUGUCCGCGUCGAAAAGUUCGAGCCGCACAACAAUCAGAAUCAUGCGUCCGGAACGACCUUUUUUAUCGUAAAUAUCGUGCAGGUGUGUGCGACCGGUCAGCGGCACGCCUGCUCGCACCGGGGCAAAACACUCAACCGCCUUGCCGCCGUCCAUGGGGAUACCGCCGAGUUUUGGAAAGUCGAUAGGCAGGUGUCGGCCAGAGGCGAGGCUGCAGAGUACCGCCGGCGGUGCCUGAAAAUCUGCAUGGUGAUUGAACUGCAGGGCAUUGGCCCAGGACCUUUCUGCUGCAUGAUGCUGGCCGAUAUGGGCGCAGAAAUUAUCCGCGUUGAUCGGGCCCAGGCAGUAGGCAGCGCAGCUAACGCAACGGACAUUCUGGCCCGUGGUCGCAAGAGUAUUGCCGUUGACCUGAAAAGUGCGGAAGGUGUUGAAACGGUUCUGAAGCUGAUUGAAAGUGCGGAUGUUCUGGUUGAAGGUUUUCGCCCCGGUGUCACAGAACGGCUGGGACUGGGACCUGAUGUGGCGUUGGCACGCAACCCCAAGCUGGUUUACGGCCGCAUGACCGGUUGGGGCCAGACGGGCACGAUGGCGCCAGUCGCCGGACAUGACAUUAAUUAUAUUUCGCUGUCGGGCGCGCUGCACGCGAUUGGCGAACCGGGUGGUGCGCCGGUGCCUCCAUUGAAUCUGGUGGGUGACUUUGGCGGCGGCGGUAUGCUGCUGGCUUUUGGUAUCGCGGCUGCGCUCUUCGAAACUCAGAAGUCUGGUGCAGGGCAGGUCAUCGACGCCGCCAUGACAGAUGGCUCGGCGUUGUUGAUGAACGCGGUCUUCGGUUUGAUGAACAGUGGCCGGUGGAGCCAGAACAGAGGAGAAAACCUGCUGGAUGGUGGCGCACACUUCUAUGGCACCUACCAGUGCGCGGAUGGCAAAUGGAUAUCUAUUGGCUCCAUUGAACCGCAGUUUUACCAGCUGUUACUUGAAAAAACCGGUCUCAUCAAUGACGCGAGUCUGCCGAAACAGAUGGAUCGUGAAAAAUGGCCGUUGCUAAAAGAAAAGCUGGUGACGGUGUUUGCCAGCAAGUCACGGGAUGCCUGGGAUGAGAUCAUGCUCGGCACGGAUAUCUGUUAUGCGCCGGUGCUGAAUUUUGAUGAAGCCACUGCGCAUCCGCAUAAUGUCGCGCGACAGACCUUUGUCGAGUCGCAUGGAGUGACCCAGGCAGCACCAGCGCCACGUUUUUCACGCACAGCGCCUGAGCUGCCGGGGCCCGGUGUCGCGCCGGGUAGCCACACUAACGAGAUUCUGGCGGCGCUGGGAAUGAGCGAGGCUGAUAUCAGUGCGCUACUUGCAAGUGGCGCAGUUGCCUAA